CAGGCCCGGGGCCCCAUGCCAGCGGCCCCGGGGUGUCGCAAGAGGCACGGUGGGGGCGGCCGCGAGUGCUGGGGGCGGGAGCCACACGCAGCGUUCGAGAGGAUCUUUGUCAACCGGAGCUUGGCACUGGAGAAGAUCAAGUGCUUUGGCUUUGACAUGGACUACACCUUGGCCGUGUACAAGUCCCCUGACUACGAGGAGUUGGCCUUCAACCUGUUGCUGGAGCACCUCGUUGCCAUUGGGUACCCUCCUGAGAUCCUUGCCUACAAAUAUGACCCCACCUUCCCCACCCGGGGGCUGGUGUUCGAUGCCCUGUACGGGAACCUGCUGAAGGUGGAUUCCCACGGGAACCUGCUGGUCUGUGCUCAUGGCUUCCGCUUCCUCAAAGGAGCCGAAAUCCUGCACUAUUAUCCCAACAAGUUCAUCCAGCGGGAUGACAUGAAGCGCUUCCACAUCCUCAACACCCUCUUCAACCUCACAGAGGCCCACCUCUAUGCCUGUCUGGUGGACUUCUUCACCAACUGCUCCAGAUAUGUCAACUGUGACACCGGCUACAAGCAUGGGAACCUCUUCAUGUCCUUCCGCAGCAUGUUCCAGGAUGUGCGCGAGGCCAUGGACCAUGUCCACCUCUCUGGCUGCCUCAAGGAGAAGACGCUAGAGAACCUGGAGAAAUAUGUGGUGAAGGAUCCCCGUGUGCCACUGCUGCUGAGCCGCAUGAAGGAGGUGGGGAAGGUCUUCCUGGCCACCAACAGUGACUACACCUACACUGACGCCAUCAUGUCCUACCUGUUUGACUUCAGCCAGGGGGACAAGGCUGACGUCCCACAACGCCCCUGGAGGUCCUAUUUCGACCUGAUUGUGGUGGACACCCGCAAGCCCCUCUUCUUUGCUGAGGGCACCGUCCUGCGCCAAGUCGACACGGACACGGGGAAGCUGCGCAUUGGGACAUAUACCGGCCCCCUCCAGCACUGCGCUGUCUACUCCGGUGGCUCCUCAGAUGUGGUGUGUGACCUCCUGGGUGUGAAGGGCAAAGACAUCCUCUACAUGGGCGACCACAUCUUUGGGGACAUUCUCAAAUCCAAGAAGCGGCAGGGCUGGCGCACCUUUCUGGUGGUGCCUGAGCUGGCCCGCGAGCUGCAGGUCUGGACAGAGAAGAGCGAGCUGUUUGAGGAGCUGAGGAGCCUGGAUCUCUUCCUGGCUGAGCUGUACCAGCACUUGGACAGUGGCAGCAGUGAGCGCCCGGACAUCAGCUCCAUCAAGCGUCGAAUCCAGAAAGUCACACAUGAGAUGGACAUGUGCUACGGGAAGAUGGGCAGCCUCUUCCGCUGUGGCUCACGUCAGACGCUCUUUGCCAACCAGCUGAUGCGCUAUGCAGAUCUCUAUGCUGCCUCCUUCAUCAACUUCCUCUAUUACCCCUUCAGCUACCUCUUCCGGGCACCCCCUGUCCUGGUACGCAGCCCCCAGCCCCUGCUGCUCACCUGCUGUGCCUCAGUUUCCCUCCCUGAGGGGGGCAUGGGGCUGAUAGAGGUGUUGGGUGGGCACCCAACCCCUUGGCUGGCUGGUGCCAGCCUCUCUCUGGGAGCCUUGUCCACCCCCCCGCAGAUGGCCCAUGAGUCAACAGUGGAGCACUCUCGCCUGGACUCAGGGGAUGCGGUCACUGCCCUUCCUCCCUGGCUGGCCCAGCACGGUGACCCUGGCCAGCAGGUCCCCCAGGACUCGAGUGAGGAGGAGGAUGAUGAUGGAGAAGCCUGAGCACACCCCAGCUGCUGCCAUGGCAGAACUGGAGCCCUCUGACAGCAGCCAGCUGGGGAGUUCUCCCAUCCCUCUGCUCCAGGGUAGCAGCUCAGCCCUCUGGGAAGAUGAAUGCCUGCACAAGUACUUUUCCAUAAGAAAGAGCCUAGAGAGUGAGGGGAUCAUCUUCUAUUCUGCCCAAGUGCUGCCCUAUGCCAAAAAGAAAGGUCGUGAAUCUUCUCUCAUUUCUAUCACAUUAGUGGCGUUUCCCAGAGCCUGGUGACAGGAACUGGUUUGCUCUUUGAUCCUGCUGCUUCUCUUCCUAUUUUCCUGCCAGAUGCACUGAAAACGCCCCUUCCUGAUACGAACAUAUUCCAAAGGCCACUGGAAGCUGCCAUUAAAAACCAGUGGUGAGACUCCAAUCACCCUUUCCUUGAGACCUGGUUCUGGAUCUGAGUUUUUAGCAGCAAGGCUUGUUCUGCCAGAGCCAGGAGCUGAGAUGAGAAAGUUUCACAGAGACUCAUAAAAUAUGCAGAAGAGACACCAUCAGCCACUGGGAAAUGCCAGCACUCAAACCAUCCCUCUGCUCCUGCUGCCAGUAACCAUAGACCAGUGCCAGGGUGCUGUGGGGGCAGAGCCCAGACAGCGAGGCCCUGGCAGGAGCUGGUUCUUUGUACGCAGGCCAGAGAAGGCAGACACUGGCCAGUGGGGAGAGCCAGCUAUACCUCAGACCUUUACAUAUCAUCUCAUCCAAGCCCAACAUCCUCCUAACUUACUUUGCGCUUGCGCAUUUCAGCCUUUCCUUGGCUGCUUGGCAGUUCUGCGGCCGGCUCCUCUGUUGCUCUGCAGAGAGAUGACAGGAAAUGCAGUGCACGCAGCACGGUCUCAGUUCUCAAAGAACAAAUAUCUGUGACAAUGGAUUUCUCUUAGUCUCAAACACUACAUUGCACAUCUCUCAAGCUCCCUGCCUGGGGAACCUGGCAAUGCUGUUCCCAGAAAUUCCAUGCACAUGAUACUGCCCAGAGGCUCACUGGCACUUGAGCUUCCCGACCCUCACAGAGUGAUGCCACUCAACACCCCAGCUGUGCAGGGCUCAGUUUGCAGAAGGAAAGGGGAGAUGCUGCCCACGAUUCUGUUUCAGCUGUAUAUCCCACAGGCCUGCGCCCACUAGCAGCCAAGCCCUCUUCUAAAACAAGUAAGAGGGAAAAGCAAGGAGCAUCUCAAAAGGAGGAGAAAGGAUACUUCCGACACUCCCAGUUUGGCUGCGGCACCAGGGCACCUGUCAUAGGUUAGCAAGCAUAGUCCCGAAAGGGAUGUCCUUGCUAAGGGGUGUUUGUUUACAGCUUCCUCUGGGACCUGA
This is a messenger RNA of Corvus hawaiiensis (hawaiian crow), 3091 nucleotides long. RefSeq names its product cytosolic purine 5'-nucleotidase-like. Bases 16 to 1752 code for a protein of 578 amino acids. The record is from RefSeq and is a predicted model, not a curated record. The transcript is spliced from 19 exons. Gene Ontology annotation, molecular function: 5'-nucleotidase activity. NCBI's taxonomy places the organism in Eukaryota, Metazoa, Chordata, Aves, Passeriformes, Corvidae.